Molecule: messenger RNA, 10029 nt
Organism: Mya arenaria
Lineage: Eukaryota; Metazoa; Mollusca; Bivalvia; Myida; Myidae
Product: tyrosine-protein phosphatase 99A-like
Exons: 29
Coding region: 161-4243 (1360 amino acids)
Biological process (GO): protein dephosphorylation
Molecular function (GO): protein tyrosine phosphatase activity; protein binding
Source: RefSeq, a predicted model, not a curated record
GCAAACCGGUCAACCCGGAAGUUGACUAAUAUAAAAUGGCGAAAAUAGUAUAUUUCCAAAAUUAAUGUUAUUUUAAAUGUUAGAAGCGUUUGUAAUGUGACCCUUUCAUGGUUACGCGUUGAAAUGUAACCGUAUUUGGUUACAGCUUAGAAUAUCAGGCAUGAGGUGGAAUCUUCUCAACAUAUCGCACGCAAGAGCAUGUUUAACAGUCGUUCUUUGCAUUUUUGUCACUACCUCAGAAUGUAUCCUAGAUUUCCCCCAGACUCCGGGCGUGGUUUACAGCCCUGUGAAUGAAGAUGUGUCCAUUCCCUGUGCCCUGUCUUUCCCGGCUGAUGAAACCCUGGAACUUCUCAUGUGGUAUCAUGAUGGUGUCUGGAUACUUCACACUGGAACAGACCUUAAUGUCAAGUUCAGUGAUACGGUUCCAUCAGGGAAGUUUCGACUCGUCGACGACACCUAUACGCUACAAAUAAGGUCCGUUUACAAAGAGGAUACGGGGAACUAUACUUGCAAGAAAAGUUACAAGGCACAGGUGGAUGGAAGUCUCAAAUUUGUGGAGAAAAAUGUUACCACGGAACUAAUUGUUCAAGAUAUUCAUGACAACAGUUCUGUUGCUGACAACAGCAGCAACAGCAGCAGCAGUAGUAGUACCCUAGCAGAUCUUACAUACGCUGUUCAUUCAUCCGAUGGUGCUGAAACAAUGCCAAAUGUCACCGUUGACGAUUUUGUCGAUGAUGAUACUAGGUUACUAGGCAACACAACCACUGUUGCCAUGGCUACCAAGGACUCUUUGUCGCCGGAUGUGCCCAGUCCUCCAGGUGCUGUCAAGGUUAACGACGUCCAAUCACGAGAGUGCGUUGUGUCCUGGCAGGAGAGCUUGAAUGACAAUAACAGCCCCAUCACUCAUUACAUCAUCAAUGUUAAAGAAGUAACGGAGGACGAUUGGAAAAAAAGUCGCAGUUUAUUGGUCAACGGUCAAACCACGACUAUCAUCGUCCGAGAUUUGAUACCAUUCACUUACUACCAGAUUCGGGUGAUCGCGAAAAAUGCCCUGGGCAAUAGCGAUCCAAGCAUGUCAAGCAGUAUUUUUAACACCAAAGGAGAAGCCCCUGGAAAACCUCCGAAGAAUGUAAAAGCAACGAGUCCCGUCAGUACGAAAAUUCAGUUGACUUGGGAAUUACAGGACAAGGUCUAUAAUAAUGGGAUUCCGGAAGGCUACAUCGUGGAGUAUAAGAAAGUCAACGAAAUCGAGGUCCGAGCAUUUACCAUCGAGGGAGCAGCCACCACGAGCGCUUUGAUAGAGAACCUGACGCCAUUUACAAACUACAGCGUGAAGAUCCUGAUGUUCAAUGAUAUUGAUAACGGUCCAGCAGCCGAAGUAUUCGUCAUGACGUCGGAAGGAGUUCCGGCCAAACCACGAAUCAGCCAUCUGUCGGACAGGCAGUCCACGUCAUUUGUUGUGAACUGGGAGGCCCCAAUGGAGUACAAUGGCAUCCUGAAGAAUUACCAGCUGCAGUGGAUUCACAAUAAUACGUACAAGACGAGAAUCAUCACGGGCCAUCUGACACAGCCAAUGAGAGCUCUUAUAUCAAAUCUAGAGCCUUACACAUCGUAUCAACUGAGGGUCAGAGCUGAGACUGGGGGAGGCUACAGUGAUUACAGCGACCUGUACCCUGCACUCACGGAUGUGAAAGGUGCAAGCGCUCCCAAGAUUCUAAACGUCACUGUUUUAUCGCCAACGUCAGUGGUCGUGCAGUGGUCAGCGCCAGAAAUUGUCUACAAAAAAGUGGACUCUUACUUUAUCUACUAUCGAACAGACGGCGCGGAAACACCGUGGAGUAAUGAAGUCAUGGUUGCCGAGAAUGAGCAUACAAACAUGGGGAAUUGUAACUUCUACCUGCGGGUCCUCACCGGUCUACCAACGAACAACCACUUCAAGCUAAAAAUAGCCGCCAUCACCCAAAGUAUCUUCUCAACGGCAACAUAUAGGGGAGAUUACUCAGAAGAAGUCGCUUUUCAAUUAGAAGAUCCAACGAUGAUGACAGCAACAAAGCCCGAGACUUCCCAGGCCGGGAUGAUCGCUGGAAUAAUCGUGGGGUUUACCAUUAUGAUCAUCAUAGUUGCGGUUGUCAUAGGGUACAAGUCAAUGACAUGCCGUAAAUACACGCGUUCGCUGUACUACCUUGCCGUUCCAACGAACUCCCAGUCACCGCAAACAACAGUUGUGUUUCCACCUGACACAGUUGGUAAGAAAUACAAAUAUUUGAUGAAGUCAAUGACAUGCCGUAAAUACACGCGUUCGCUGUACUACCUUGCCGUUCCAACGAACUCCCAGUCACCGCAAACAACAGUUGUGUUUCCACCUGACACAGUUGACAGUGGGGCAAGCCAGUAUAAAGACAUCAUGGUGGGUAAUUUUCUCCAGCAUUCAAGGAAUAUGCACGCCAACAGCGAUGUCGGAUUUUCGACCGAAUUUGAGGAAAUUGCCACAAAUACUCGCACAAAUCUUCUCGCCGAACAGUCUGAUCUUCCGGAGAAUAAGCAUAAAAAUAGAUACGUCAACAUAAGUGCUUACGACCAUUCACGAGUGACUCUCCAACAGAUACAAGGGAAGCCAAAAUCAUGUGACUAUAUCAACGCAAACUUUAUAGAUGGUUACAACAAGCCAAAGGCGUAUAUCGCGACCCAGGGGCCGUUACCCCGCACGUUUGCAGACUUCUGGAGAAUGGUUUGGGAGCACAAUUCCAUUGUCAUCGUCAUGAUAACGAACCUCGUUGAGCGAGGGCGUCUAAAGUGUGACAUGUACUGGCCAAACGAGGGCCAGGAGACUUACGGCACGAUCAUGGUGAAACAUCUCAACACGAUCUCUCGUGCGCACUACACUGUCAGACUGUUCUCACUGAAAUGCUGCAAAAAUAAAAAGAAGCAGGUAUCGGAGCGUAUUGUUUACCAGUAUCACUACACAGAGUGGCCGGACCACGGUGUUCCCGAGUUUACGCUGCCAGUUCUCAAGUUUAUACAGAAAUCCUCCAGCGAUAACCCCCCAGGGGCCGGACCCAUUGUCAUACACUGCAGUGCGGGUGUUGGUCGCACAGGAACCUACAUUCUGAUUGAAUCGAUGAUCAAACAGAUUUUAGAUCGGGGAACGAUUAAUAUCCCCGCGUUCUUGCUGCAUAUACGGCAGCAGCGAAAAUCUCUUGUACAAACAGAGGAGCAGUAUAUGUUGAUACACGAUGCCAUAGCUGAGUGGAUCCUCACCCAAGGUGACCCCGAGAUCAAGGAGUCUGACCUUACCAAGCAAUUAGCUAGACUCACCAGGCAGGUCAAUGGGGAAAUUCCACCCAUUGAUAUCCAGUACAAUCUGGUCACAAGCUUCAGCCCACAACCCGAUGACAUGUUCCAUGCGUUAAAGCCAGUGAAUCUGUGUAAAAAUCGGGACCUUAAAUACGUGCCGCUGAGUGUAAAACGUGUGGCACUGCCUAUGGUGCCGGGGGAGGAAGGAUCUGAUUAUAUAAAUGCCACAUAUCUCCAGGGUUACACAAAAACGAAUGAGUUUAUAAUCACUCAGCAUCCCCUAGAGCAUACAAUGGAGGAUUUCUGGCGAAUGGUCUGGGAUCAGAACAGCUCCGUUAUUGUGCAGCUAUCAAAUGUUGAUGAAGUGGAGUACAAGAGUUUCUGGCAUGCUCAGGGCCACACCAUUGACAUCGGGGGGAACUUCAAAUUGACAUACCGUGAAGACGAUGACAGGAAGAAAUUCAAGGUUAAAGAGUUCCUCCUGCAGUCUAAUCAGGAUGACUACAUCUUGAUGACAAGGAUCGUCACAUGGAACGAUGAUUGGCCGGAGUCGUGCAGUCCACUUCAUCAGGUGUUUGAUUUCGUAGAUGAGGUUCAAACGUUACAUAAACACAAUGACAUGGGGCCAGUCAUCGUCGUAGAUAGGUUCGGGGGAGUGGAGGCAGCUACAUUUUGUGCGUUGUGGAGUAUAUAUGAUCAGCUACAAUAUGACAAGUCAGUCAAUGUGUACAUGCUGGCUAAACUCUAUCACCUCAAACGAGCAGGUGGAAUUGGCUCAAAGGAGAACUAUCAGUUCUUAUAUGAAGCUGCUGCUAGUCUUAGUGAGAAAUGGUGUGAACGGGACAAGCAAUCAUCGCCAGGGUCGAUACGGCUCCAUCUCGGCUCGAAGAAAAAUGGCUCAAUGCCUCGUAGUACGACAGCUAACAGUAAAGUAGAAACAGACGUGUGACAUAUUGUCACUUACUCACAAUUGGCUUUGCUAGACUCAUUAAAGUUGAUCAUUUCAUUAAGACAUUUUAUUUACCAGUAUCAUGGGUGUUGAAAUACUGGUAUUUAUGGUGGAAUAACCAUGACGUAUUGUGUGUCGGAAACCAUGGAUAGUUUACAUUUUAGUGUGCUAUAGAUUUAUUUGAUGUCCUCGGACAUUCGAAUUUUACAUGAGAUAUUAGUGGAUAAUUGUUUAGAAAUCCAUACAAAACUAUGGAUGGCAGAUAUAACAAGAGGAUUUGAUUCGAAAGGAGGAGGAUUUAAGAAACGACUUCAUCGGAAGAAAAUCAUUCAUUCAAAAAUGUGUUGUACUUUUUGUGAAUGCUUUCCAAUUGAAAACUCAACAGAAUUGAGCUGAAACCAAAAGCUGUGUGUUGUUUAACCAAUAUGUUGUGAUGAAAUUUAUGUUAAAUACUUGUGCUAGCUGUUGUGAUUUUGAUACAAAGGUGGUUGUUGAUGUUUAGACACAAAAAAACUCAUUUUUACAUGAUCAAAACCAUUUACAUAUUUAGGCCUAUCAAAAGAAAUAUCUGUGUUUAGGGCAACAGUCCCAAUCAUGCUGGGUAGGGAAGGGGCUAUUAUACUUUUUGCUAUGCCAAAAGAAAUAAAAUGCUUUGGUAAGGGUAAUAUCCUUUUCAAAAACAGGUAGGAUAGGUUUUUUUCAGGCUUUAUAUGAGGACGUUAUAGUCAUCAUUGGGAAAUGAUGUUAAAGUAAUCUUCAGUAUAAAGCUUUAAAGGUUUUAUACUUCAUAUUAAAACACACACACUUAUAUUAUUUACUUAUUAUUAUUUUAUUAUUUUAACAACUGACUAUCCAAACGGAAGGGCCGGCCCCUAUUUCAUAGGUAGGGUCGGGUAACCCAAACCAAAUCUUUUUUUGUUUUUAGACCCCAGUCAAAAACAGCUAAAUAAACAGUGAUGCCUACCAUUACAGUUCGGUGUAUUGUGUAUUAAUUAGGCAAAAAAAAUAUGUUUGUUUAGGUAAACCUUCUCAAAAUUUCUAGGUAGGGUAGGUAGGGAUUUUUUUUUUUUCAAAAUCUAUCGUAAGUUCAGAGUGUUUUCUUGCACAUGGCAGUCUUUCCUACAUUAAUGUCAUUGCCUGACUUUGUUUUAUCAUAUAAUCAAUAAUUCUGAUUAAAAUCUGCAUUUAUCCGCCCUUCGUAACUCUCUAUUCGCUAACGAAUAUUUUUUUUGCUCAGAAAUGGAAAAAAAUAGUUAGGGUCGGUGCAUUUUUAUAGGUAGGGUCGGGUUACCCGAAACAGACUUAUUUUUUUUUAGGCCUUUAAUAAUAAAUUCAUCAUGGUUUUAAUUGUAAUCAACACGAAAAGUCAACAACAACAGAUGUUAGAAAAUCAAGAUUUUUUUAUUAUCGGUUGAAAAAAUCUCCAGGGACAAGGGCUUUUGCCAGGUAGGGCAGGAUAGCCCUAAACACAGGUAUUUCUUUUAGGCCCUAUGAUAAAUUAUAAUAAUGGAGAAAUAUCUCAAAACAUGAUCUAUUUUAAAUACUAAUUUAGUGAGUUCCAAUAUACAUACAUGAAUGCAAGACCAAUUUUAAUUUAGUACUAAUAAAAUUGACAUCGUCUAUAUUUUGUCAAAUGUAGAACUGGUGCUCUGAAUGUUCACGAAGAAAUUAUAUUGAUAUUAUUUGGAGAUUAUUUUCUGUUCACAUGUAAAUCUCACAAAACUUUUUUUGAUAGAAACCCAUUUUCUUUCAUUUUAGUUGUAGAAAGAAAGGAUUCGAUCACAAAUAUAUAUUUUUAUUGAUUAAAGUCUUGCAUAUUUGGUUGAUCUUUUUUACCAUUUUUAUAACAAAAUUUGAUGAAAAACAAUGUCUCAUAGAAGAAUAAUGGCAUAUUGCAUGUAUGUGGUCUCAGUUAAAAAUUGUUGUGAAUUUUUGAAGAUAAAUAAAACUCUGUUCUUCUACUUCAAUGAAAAUUCUAUCAUUGUUCUAUUAAUAACUAAAAGUUUCAAUUUAUUAUAAGCUGUGAACAACUUAAUCCAAGCCUUUAAAACGAUAAAAUGAGAAAUUAGGAUUUUUUUGUUUUGUUUGUGAUUAUCUUGUAAAACUUUUUAAUAUGUUUGCUUUUAGCUUUUUAUGAAGCGGUUGUGGGUACGAUAGUUGACUAGAGGUACCAUCACUCCUUGUACUUUCUCAUGGCCUCUCAAAAAUGACAUCAUUAUUGGCUACUAGCCAGGAAAUAGACUCGAAAGUGGUUCAUAUCAACUUUCGGCUGUAUUCACAAUCGAGUUAAAAUAAAUAUCAUGGUAUUAUCUUAACCUUUUAACAAUGUACAAUAUUUACUGUAUAUGCCAGCAUAUACACAUGGCACUUAUUCCUGCCAAAUAUAGUGCCAUCGUUUAUUUAUCUUCAUUCAUUUUUUGUGUAAUCUUCCAUUCAUAUUAGCUUUUUUACUUGCUAUAGAAUAGCCAUUAUUUUGUACUUUUACAUGUAUAUACCAUUCAACUUCACUAAGGUUGAAAGCAAUGUAGAAAUUUCACAUAUUUUAAGCUUUACUGGCCAAAGGCCAGAAGAGCUCAUGCGAUUUAGCAUUGUCCGUCGUCCGUACUCUCUUGCGUUUGUAAACAAAUGCUUGUGAACGCGAUACUGUCUUCAGUCUUAAUCAAACUUAUUUAGUGGUUAGAUAACUAAAAGAAGUCUUUUCCCUUCUUAAUUAAACCAGCCAGAUCUGCCCAUGCAUGACUGGAUUAUGGUCCAUGAAAUGCUGCAGUAUUUUCUAAGGGAGACAACUUUGUACAGCGAGCUGUGUAUUACUGUAGUAGUUAUUUCCCUUUGCCCCAUAGCAAAAAUAUUUUCUUAAGGGAGACAACUUUGUUCAGAGAGUUGUUUAUAUUGUAGUAGUUCUUGCCCUUUUUGAGACAUGUUUCACUGAUUACUUUCCUUUGAAUGUGGGUUUUCAGUUUAAAACCAAAAAAAUCAUGUCAGUAGAGCAUAGGGUCUCAUGUUUAUUAACUUUGUUGAAUUCACUAUUUCAAAAUCAAUAUAUAAUAAUAAAGCACCUUGCACUUUAUUCAUGUUAACAAAAUUAGAUUGGUUUGUAUAUGUCAUGUAUACACUGUAAGAAGUUUUAGGGGUUUAGGACUUUUUGUUUUUACAUUUAUGUUGUAAGUAAUUUCGUCUUAACGAAGUCGUGAAAUCUAGUCGAAGGUUUACAACAUUUAGAAUUAUCAGAUUUUUUUCUCAUGGUUUAAGGAUUUAAAAUAACCUGAAAAUCAUAUACUGGAUGUUGUGAAUUUAAUUUACAUAAAUAACAUAAACAUGUAAAUAGUUAAAACAUAAUAAUUAUGUUUAAGAUAUGAUGAGCUCUUAAUUUUAAAAAAUAGUUGGCAGUUUUCAUACAUGUUAAAGAUUUAAUGAAGUUUAAAACUUUUAAAGGGACAAGACACCAGAUGAUACAAUUGCAAGAAAAAAGGAAAAAUUUUGAGUUGGCAAUUUUCAACAGUAAGAACCCCCGGUUGAAGAUAACAUGAGGAGUAAAGAAAACAUUCAUGAAAAAAAUGAUUGACAUAUUUUACAUAAUAAUAAUUUGUAUGGUUUACCUUUAUUCUUGUAUAUAUUGUGUUAUAAUAACACUUCACAUGUAUGCCCGAUAAAACAUGUUCAUCAAUGGCUGUAUGUGAAAGCUUUUGUACUAAUUUAAUAUGGAUUCAAUCUUCGUAGAUACAUCUGUAGGGUUUAAGCUUAAUUUGGAAUAUUGCUGAUUUUGGGAAGCACCCUUCUGCCGUCAUAGGACCACCAUGGUCACCCUUUUGCCUUCAUAGAGUGUAAUGCUUAAAGACUAUCAAAUUUUUUGUUUGUUUUGACCAUUACUUAUAAUAUGCUUAUAAAAACAUACAACUUACAUAGUCUGCAUUUUUCUGUCAAAUUAAUUAUAAACCUUCUUCUGCUAAUACAGCCAGCCCUUUUUUAAACCUUGCUAAAACCAUAACCAAAGACAAAAAUUUCUAAUAUUUGAGUUGUCAAUUAGUCACUCUAGUGGUAACUUAUUUAGAGAACGUUUAUGAUAUACUGUAUACUUAAAGCUUGUGUAAAUCGAAAUUCAAUGUUUUAUUUGUUGUAGAUAACCUGUUAUUUAUUUUCAUGUUGUGAGUCACUGUUACAUGUAUAUUUGAUUGCACUGGUGUAUAUGUUUUUUAGGUCCUCUGUUUGUCAAAGACAAAGUUGAAAUAUAGUCAUAACCUUGUCGUCAUUGGUGUGCAAAAACUUGACACUUGGCAAUAACUCAAAAGACUAUAUAAGAUAUUGAAAUGAAACUUGGUACACAUGUUAUUGGAGACGAAACGUGCUUGUACACAAAGGCCUGUUAACAACUCUGGCUUAAGCAAUUGCUGAGUUAUGCCCCUUUUUUGACGGAAAAGAGCAGACGAGCGAUGGCUCUUGUUAAAUGUUAGUUUUAGGCAUAAUGGUUGCAAGACAUAAUAAUAUUUUUAUACCUUUUAUUUGAUGUAGAGUUUUUCACCCUAACUUUUUCACAGUAAAAUUAUUGUCAAUUGUCCAUUAAGUGACAUCGUCAAGAAAAAUGACUUCUGUGAAGGAAAAAUCUAUGAAGAUAUAAUCCUAACUUGUUAAAAAUUUAUCGGAAAAUCUAUGAUUUUUCAAUUUCUCAUACUGAGGUCCCCUUUUCAAUAAUUUUUAGUAAGCCAUAGACCCUGAUGUAUAUUGGAGGUUAAUAAAGAAGUUAAAAAGACCUCCUGUUGCAACUAAAUUGUAUAAACUAUACGUUAAAUUGUUUGUUAUUGUGUGUUUCUUACUUGCCAGGUUAAAUGUUGAUAAAAUUUUAAAAAUUCAAUGUUGUGGAAGUUGUGAAAAUAUUUUUCGCAACACUAAUUUUGUUGCCUUUUACCAUGAAAUAUGUAGUAAUGUUUCUUUAAUCAAGAUGUUAGACCACAAAAAUAUUGUAUUAAAACUUCUUGACUGUUAAGUUACAUGGAAUGUGAUUAGCAAUUAGGUGAAAAACUUGUAUUUUGCAUUUAUAACAAAACUAGAAUAGUUCUGCAUAAUAAUGUAUUGUCUGCCCAAGAUCCAGGAUAAUUGUGGGUUUUUUCAGUGUAAGAUAGCAAGAUAUUUCACCAAGUGAAUUCCAAAAGUUAUACUUCACCAGUGGCUUUGGAUUUUUUUUUGGUGUUCAUGAGGCGAAAUAUAUUGCAAAUCUUAUACUGAAAGAAGUAUUUCAUCAUGCUUGUAACUAAUUAAAAAUGUUAUUUAAUUGUAAAACCUCACCAAAUUUGAGUUUAAACUUAUUCUGUUAAUGUCACCCAAAACGGUGAAUGUGAAUAUUAAUUUCGUUGCAACGGGUGUAAAUGUCAGAAACAGUGAAAAAAAAAUUUCGAUAAACUUUCAAACAGUGCGUUUACCAUGUUAUAAUCCACCAUUACUUUUAAAUAAACGACCAUAAAGCAUGACAUAAAAUAUCCCCUAAUUAUAUGCUUUUCUUGUUUCUAAACACCGAAUUAUCCUGAGCGGACUAUUUUAUACAUGUAAUAAUUUCAUGCGGAAAACAGUUAACCGAAAUUUAGAAUUCCAGACCAAUAUAACCAGUAUAUUGUAUAUCAAUAUUUUAUGCUAUAAACAUUUAAUGCACCAUUUCAUUCAUUGUAAUCAUAUUUGAAUGGCAUAUUAAGUUGUAAUGUUGUGAACUUUUUGUACGUGAUCUUGUACAUAACUGUUUUGUCAUAGUAACUUUAUUAAAGACAUGUCAUUCAAAUGAGAAUAAAACACUAAUCUCUAAA